Molecule: messenger RNA, 1027 nt
Organism: Rubroshorea leprosula
Lineage: Eukaryota; Viridiplantae; Streptophyta; Magnoliopsida; Malvales; Dipterocarpaceae
Source: the annotation of a GenBank genome assembly
GUUACGGGAACCGAAGGUUAGUCCGACUACUUACUUUAAGCUAAACCUAAAAAAGUUUAUUCCUACCCCCUUUCUUUCAAUGUUAUCAAUUCCAAGAAUACUAAUGUACCCUCGUGCAUACAGUUGCCCAACUACUUUCUUCCUCCGACUUUUUUAGCCACUUCCGCAUCUGUCGUAUUCGGGAGAGUGUUGUACCAUACUUCGAGAAUGACACGGUUUGGAGGAGCUAUAACUCAUUUGGGUGAAAGCUCCUUCUUUCAAUCCCGCCUGGGAGAAUUGAUUGAGAAUAACAAGACGAUUGACCAAUUGAAUCAUCUUAAAAGACAUCAUGCCCUAGACGCGAAGGUGAGUAAGAGACCCAGGCGAAUUCUGCGAAGAUAGAAGAGCGGACUUCUGAGGAGACUGGAAGCCUAUAAAUAAUAGGAAUGGCGAACUGGAACCUUAUCCUUCAAAGUGACUCGCAUUCAACAACAGCCGUGUGCUGCCUUCUCAUCUCCUUCUUUGGAAUUUCAUUCUUCUUCAUUUCCCACCCUAGCCGCCCUUCCUUAACAAGAUGGCUCGGAGCAAGCAAAGUCUUAGACUGGAGCAGACAGACCCUGCUACAUCGUGAUAACUCUCUUCAACCGGAUCAACAAAGGCGAGAUCAGCUCACUUCCCCACCGACUCAAUCAAUCGGAGGAAACUCAAUCCUAAACUUCGGAGUGGCAAGCAGCAGAAAGAGAAAGUCCAACUUAGGCGUCAGGCUUGAGAAGGGUCAUCGUUCCCGGCUGUCCUAUGUUUGUUGUACUUCUGCAGGAGGCCCCGCUAACGUCGUGUUUUAGGGUUACGACGAGCUGGCUUCUGAGAGACUAAGUUGAGAAUAGCGCUCGCUAUCUUUCUAGCCAUAGGCAUAUCUGCUUACUUAUCUAGGAUCAAGGGCUCCCUUCUGCGGAUUCAUAUACUUAUUUGGAAGAAUUUCCCCAGGUCCACCCCAUUUGAAGAGUCCGUUUUUGCCUCUGUUAUUGAAAAGUAAAGUAAGGACCUCUUU